GUCAUUUCACAUUCAAUGAUUCAAUAAUUGAUUUCGACUUUCGUUUAAUUUCGUUUUUGUUUGGUGAUUUGUGGUGAUUUGCAGUUGUUCAAGCAGUAAUUAAUUAAAACGCACAGCUUAAACUAAUUGAAGUUAUAUAUUUAACUUGCAAAUAGUCAACGCAGUGCCACACCACAGUGAAACAAAACAGAAUAUACUCUCAGAAGAACUUCAUAAAAGCUACAGAAAAUUCUGAUCAUUAGAGCACUUUAGGUUUUGAUUUUAAACCUUAGACCCUGAACAUCGUCAAAGUGGCCAAUAUGAAGAAAAAGGUUCUCUUGAUGGGGAAGAGUGGUUCGGGUAAGACGAGUAUGAGAUCUAUCAUAUUUGCCAACUAUAUCGCAAGAGAUACUAGGAGACUAGGAGCCACAAUUGAUGUUGAACAUUCCCAUGUACGGUUCCUCGGGAACCUGGUGCUCAACCUAUGGGACUGCGGUGGGCAGGAGGCUUUCAUGGAAAACUACUUUGCCUCACAGAGAGACAAUAUCUUCAGGAAUGUGGAGGUCCUCAUUUAUGUGUUUGAUGUGGAAAGCAGGGAAAUGGAGAAAGAUACACAUUAUUAUCAGUCCUGUUUAGAGGCUAUUUUGCAGAAUUCUCCAGAGGCAAGGAUAUUCUGUUUAGUACACAAAAUGGACUUAGUUGCUGAAGACAGACAAGAGGAAAUGUUCAAAUCCCGUGAGGAGGAUCUCAAAAGGCUCUCUAAACCUCUUGAAUGUACAUGCUUUAGGACUAGUAUAUGGGACGAAACUCUUUAUAAGGCAUGGUCGAGCAUAGUUUACAAAUUAAUACCGAAUGUAAAAGCAUUAGAAUCAUCUCUCAAACAGUUUGCAGCCAUAGUGGAUGCUGAUGAGGUACUUUUGUUCGAGCGUGCGACAUUCCUGGUAGUAUCCCACUGCCAGCGGCGGCCGCACCGCGACGCGCAUCGCUUUGAGAAAGUCUCCAACAUUGUCAAGCAGUUCAAACUCUCUUGCUCCAAGCUCGCGGCGCAGUUCCAGAGUAUGGAGGUACGAAAUAGUGUGUUCGCGGCAUUCAUAGACGGUUUCACGAGCAACACGUACGUAAUGGUGGAAAUGUCCGACCCCAAGAUUCCCUCUGAAGCAGCUCUCAUCAACAUCAGGAACGCGAGGAAACACUUUGAGAAACUCGAAAAAGUAUCAUCCAGUGCCCCAAACCAGUACCAGUGAAGAGAUAUAAUAGCUAAGACCCGAAACAUACUUGUAACAAGCCACCCGACGCGUUUUGAGUCAAAUUAAAUCAUAAAAAUAGUGCGCAUAGACUAAUGUCAUCCUCAAAAAGCUAGUGGAUAGUUCUUAGAUUAGAAUUAAAUGUCAAAAAUAAAUUAUUUCUUAGAAACUAUAACAUAGAGGGUCUUCCAAAACUCGUAAAAUCCGCGUCCACAGUUAGUAUUAAGUUUGCUAACCAUUUUGAAUAUUAUUAACGAAGCGUUUUGAUGUUUGAUAAAAAGUCGCUAAAUUGACUAGGAGUCAUCAUCCCCAUUCUGUUCUACGCAAUUUCUAAGCUAAACUAAAUUUAUAGGUCUAAAUGUAUUGCUACUAUCCCUUUCAUAAUGUUCUCUGCAAAAAAGGUUUAGACCUAUCAAUUUAGAGAUUGUUUACAACAGAACAUUGACGUACUGGACAAGUAAGACUACCAAUCACCGAAAAUCCAUUAAAGUAGAUUUUUUACGAAUAAAAACAAUACAAAAACGGGUGUCGUGUUAUAAGCUUGUGUGUGUGGCUCAGUUCUAGUGCCUAGAGUUACUUGCCAAAGCAAGAUUGAAAUUGUUUAUAAAAAUAUGUAGUUAUUCGUACUUUGUAAUUUAGUGUUCUAUUUAUUUUAACUUUGAGCCAAGUUAAAGAAAACAUUCUGGAAAGCUGAUAUCUACAGUGUUACAGCUGAAAUGGAUAAUAAGCAAUCCUAUCUGUAAUCUGUAGAUAAGUUACCAGGCAACCUUGCUACUUCUCCAAAUUGUAUGGUCAAAUAACAAUGUUGCCAAGUAACUUGUCGACAAAUUAAAGAAAGAUAAAUGUUUUUUUUUUAAUUCAUAUUAUACAAAUUAUACCUUGACGAUCUCAAGAAUUGAAGAUGCAGUCCAAGACAGUAGCGGGCUAACCUGGUAGGGGUAUUUAUUAUUAAUUUUGUCUGCCCUCUACAAUCUCAAAUCAGAGCCCUGAGAAGGUUACGUAAUGACUAAAUUUUGACUACUAAUACAAAGCAAGGUGGGUUACACAAGUCGGUAUUCAUACCUCCAUCAUUUUAAGGUUAAAGGUAAUUUGGUUCAAAGUUAACAAGCCCUAACUUAUGCAACCCAUUUUGCUUUUAUUGACGAUCAAUCUUUAACAAUAACUGUAAACCUUAAGCACCUGUUAUGUUACUGGCCCUCUAAAACUUUGACUUGAAGUAGAUAAACUGUCUAGAUAGAAAGGCCUCACACGAUCAUAUUCGGCUUUAAAAUUAACGUUAACUGAGCGUAAAUCGCUCAUAAUAAAAUAGAAAAUAGAGAGGUGAUAAUCUAGUGGUCAACAUGUUGGCUAAUGGCUUCCUAUUCCAGGGGGUUCGGCAUGCGCUUCUAACUUUUCGGAGUUACGUACGUUUUAAGCAAUUAAUUAACCUGCAUUCCUAAGAGUUCUCUAUGAUAUUCUCAAAGGUGUGUAAAGUCUGCCAAUCUGCUUUUGGCCAGCAUGGGUAGACUAUGGUUAAACCUCUCAUUCUGAGAGGAGACCCGUCCCCCUUGCUUAGUAAGGGUCCGGUUUGGGUUGAGAUCAUGUUGAAUGAUGGAGCACAAAGUUCUCAACGCACUUGAGUUGCGUUGCGCGACGCGUAAGUGCGUUUGGACCUUAAACCUAUCAUUUACUUAGUAUGGAAAUUAACUUUCGGGAAAACGCCACGAUUUCACAUUUCAUGUUAUGAACUUAUGGCACAUUUACGUACAGUUAACGUUAACUGGAAAAGUUACACUGCAGCUCUAGAUCCUACUUCUCUUUAAUUUUAAGUGAUACGUUUAUUUACGGGUUCCGUCUACCUUUUUCUUUUGUGGAUUCGAGAUGUAAAUAUUAGAAGUUAUUUUAACAACGCACUCCUAACCAAAAUCGCAAUAAAAAAUUUAAGAGAGUGGAUAAAAGAGUAAGGUUCAACCAUAAAAUUGCUUUACCACCAAUGACCUCUACUGAUACGCGCUAGACUUGCGAUUGCCGACCUGUUUUCAAAGCAACUUGAGAUUCGGUAUUUUGGCGCCUGGUAGCAGCAGCAAGCGUCAUGUGAGGGAAUUAAAUUAUUAUGAUAAAUGAUGAGACGAGAUUAUGAUAAGAGAUGAGAAAUUAAAUCCCAGUACGCUCCGUAAGGCGCUUCGAAUCGGGACAAAAAAAUAACUAUCAUUUUGUAAGGUAGGCUCUUCCAGCGCACUUGUAUCCACUAAUAAUAUGUUCAUUUCAUUGUUUAUCACCCUUAAUUAAAUGGCGUUCACAUCAUAAAAUGACAAGGUCUAUUUUCGCUUAGAAGACCUACAUUACAUAUUUUAUGAAAAUCCGGGCCUAAUGUUUUGAUUUACUUGAAGAUGUCGAAAAUGUAGGUAAAGCAAUUUAAUGGUCGAUUUUAUAGAUUUCCAAAAAUGUCGAAGUCUUAUUUAACACACUCGUAAAAACUUAUAUUUUAAAAAUUAAAGUUAAAUAAUUACUUAAAUGAUUGUUUUCAUCCAUCCAUACUUUAUAAUGCAACUGUGUCUGUCUUUCCGUUACCUAAUUACGGCUCAACUGCUGAACCGAUCUUUACGAAACGCAAAGAUGUUGUUGGCAUCCUGGAAACGGAAAUAGGGUACUUGGAAUCCCGGGAAAAUAGGAGCUCAUGAAUACUUGUUUAAAACUCUAUUACCACGCGGACGAAGUCGCGGGCAAAAAAUAUUAGUUCAUAUAGGUACCAGUUCCGGAAUUGUGUGUUGUUUUGCUUGUCUGAAUGAUUUUUUUAUUUAUAUAUAAAAGCGAAAAUAUUGUUACUAAAUAGUACCAUCAUUCCCUGAUUUAUUGACCGUGUAACCGUUGUACGUAAAUAAAUUACUCAUUAGGUAGGCAUAUAAAAGAUUUAUUUAUUUGUGCUCUCAAGAAUAAUAAUCUACCGAAUACUUACCUAUAUAUUUUAUUUUGUUUUCACUUGUAUAUCAUUAUUUAUUCAUAAUACUACUAUUAGUUACCUACAUAUCGAAUUAUGCUCUUUUUAAAUACAAUAAAUACUUACUUUAAAUAGUU
Maniola jurtina (meadow brown) is the source of this 4277-nucleotide messenger RNA. RefSeq names its product ras-related GTP-binding protein A (gene RagA-B). Gene Ontology annotation, biological process: positive regulation of TOR signaling; cellular response to starvation; cellular response to amino acid stimulus. The record is from RefSeq and is a predicted model, not a curated record. The transcript has 7 exons. The coding region runs from base 300 to 1223 and encodes 307 amino acids. Gene Ontology annotation, cellular component: lysosome; nucleus; Gtr1-Gtr2 GTPase complex. Gene Ontology annotation, molecular function: GTPase activity; GTP binding. Lineage: Eukaryota; Metazoa; Arthropoda; Insecta; Lepidoptera; Nymphalidae.